AUGGCGCAAGGCGCAGCGCAGUCUACCGAGGAUGCCGCAACGUUGGCUGCCGCUCUGAGAAGCCACGAUGAUCUCCAUCACGCGUGGGAGGCGUAUGAAGCACGGAGAAAGCCUCGAGCGGCAUACAUUGCUCGCAAUACUCGAGUGCUCCAGGAGUGGCUGCACCUCGAAGAUGGUCCGGCGCGCGAAGCUAGAGAUGAGAUGAUGGGUCACGACAACGAGAGCAGCCCAGUGUUCUGGGGCUCUGCGGCACGGAAGGACUGGCUAUUUAGUCAUGAUGCAUCUCGGCUUGCUCAAACGCCCGAAGCAAUACCUCCUUUGCCUCCCCGACCGCCAAAAGAAGCAUCUGUUUAUGAUAGGAAGCGACAUUCAGGUAGGGGUAAUUUGUGA
This is a messenger RNA of Fulvia fulva, 390 nucleotides long. RefSeq lists its product as uncharacterized. Gene Ontology annotation, molecular function: monooxygenase activity. The coding region runs from base 1 to 390 and encodes 129 amino acids. Lineage: Eukaryota; Fungi; Ascomycota; Dothideomycetes; Mycosphaerellales; Mycosphaerellaceae. The transcript has a single exon. The record is from RefSeq and is a predicted model, not a curated record.